This is a messenger RNA of Cotesia congregata, 2761 nucleotides long. The record is from the annotation of a GenBank genome assembly. Lineage: Eukaryota; Metazoa; Arthropoda; Insecta; Hymenoptera; Braconidae.
AUGGACGAACGAACCGCUGAGACUGUAAAACUUUUGCAUGGACACAGUGGGCCCAUUUACAGCCUGACUUUCAGUCCAGACCGCAAUUUGUUGCUUUCUUGCUCUGAUGACGCAACAAUACGAUUGUGGUCAUUACACACCUGGACAUGUGUAGUGUGUUACAAAGGACACCUCUUUCCCGUAUGGUCGGUACGGUUUUCACCCCAUGGAUAUUAUUUUGCCACUGGGUCAAAUGACAAAACCGCUAGGUUGUGGGUUGUCCAAUUUCAUCCAAAUUCAAAUUACGUCGCAAGUGGGUCCAGUGACAUGACUGUCAGAUUAUGGGACUGUGUAACGGGCGCCCAAGUCCGAUUAAUGACCGGUCAUAAGGCUCCGAUUUAUGCAUUAUCAUUUUCAACAGAAGGCCGUUUCUUGGCAUCGGCUGGUGCUGAUAGUCGUGUAUUAGUUUGGGAUUUAGCGCAUGGUCAUCUUGUUGGUGCUCUGUCUGGUCAUACAAGUACUAUUCAAUGCUUAUCAUUCAGUCGUGAUGGCACAAUAUUAACUUCUGCUUCAUUGGAUUGUACGAUUAGAUUAUGGGACUUUACAAAGCUAACUGAAGAAAUGGUCCUUGAUGAUGUCAAUGUCGCUCACAAUCCUGAUGUUAAAUCAACCUCAGAUUCAUAUUUACUAAGAACAUUCCCCACUAAAAAUUCGCCUGUUCUAGCUUUACACUUUACGAGGCGUAAUUUAUUACUUAGUGUUGGAAUGUUCGAAGCACAAAAAUUAUGAAAUGCUCAAAGCAUUGUACGAUUUUAAAGCAACUUUUGCCAAAACACUGAGCUUCCGUGAAAAUGAUCAUUUUAUAUUACAUCAAACUAAUACCAAACAACGAAAUUGGUGGCAAGUUGUUAACAAUACCGGUCAGCUGGGUUAUAUUCCAUCAAAUUAUGUAACUACGGUCAAGGUUCAACCCCAGUUCAUGAUAGACUUUUUGGAAGAAUGUAUCGACAAACUGCGCAGCGAAUUCGUAAAACCAGGAGCACCAUUACCGAUAGACAAGCAAGACUUAGUGCAGCGCCUCGUAGAAAAGAAACGACAAGCUGAAGUGAGUCGGAAGCCAAAAAAGCCAGCACCAUUGCCUCCAACUUUCAGCAGCACUUCCCCCAUAAAAGAAACCCCAGUAACCAUCACGCCAACCACGACCAUCACCACAACACCUUCAUCUUCCUCUUCAAAACCCGAGAACUCAACAACACCCAGCGCUUCGUACGCCAGUGCCAAGUCAUUUCUUCCCGAAGAGCUGCAGAAAAUUCCGGAUUUCAACCGUCGAAACUCGAAUUCCGAACGUCGAUCAUCUUUUCCUCGGCAGUUAUCUUCAGAACUUCGAGAGACUUUGCCGAGACCAGAGCACAGCGUUCCAAAGUCAAUAGAACCUCCAAGAGCAGAACCUCCUCGAGUUCCUGACUCGGAAAAGCCGAACCCGAAUCGUCAGACGCGAACUUCGCUGAAUAACACCAGCUUUGAAAUAGAUGCGCGUGCUGCUUACAAGUUAUUAGACGAAGUGAGAAAAAACACACAGCUGAGCUACGAAAUGUCCAAGUUAGCAGUUACUGUGGUGGUUUCUGGCCUCCAGCAACUUCUUCCUGGCUCAGUGUCUCAUUAUUUUGAUACCGUGCUGAGUCAGUUGCAUAUGCCGCUGUUAAACUCGAAGAUGCGAAUCGAGGACACCUACGACUCGACACGCCUCAAGAUUAUUUUUGAUGAACUGACUUCCUGCAAGGAAGACUCCCAGCAGCGAAGCUGGAUGCUUUACGAAGACGAGUCGAUAAUCGUUGAGUACAUAAAGGAGUUGACGUCCAUUCUAACCAACGCUGAUGCCAGUGUGUCAAGACAUGCCUUGAGACAGGAUCAGUACAACGGAAUCAUGACUCUGAUCGAGUACUACCAGAUGGAGGCCAGGUGGACUAUCAGGCAAUUGUUGCUCCAGUCUUUUGGAGUGAUGUGUAGUUUAGAUCCGGUGGUGGUGGGAAUCAUGCUGAACAGUAUUCUUCCUAUGGAACUCGCGAGGGACAUGACCAGCAAUCCCAGGAAUGUCCCCAAGUUAAACUACUCUUCGCUGCUGAUGACUAUGAUCUUCUCGAUGGCUGAACCCAUGCCUAUUACCCAUCUAGAGUAUUUAGGUGUUGAGUUCAUUGCAUUUUUGCUAGAUGGUAUCGAGGAUCCGCCUGAUACUGACCUGGAAGACCAGAUUCCUGAUUUGUUCACUAACCUGAUCCUCGCUUAUAAUUUGCAGUUUAAUUUUAAUGCGACAAGCAAUAGUAAUGCGAAUGUCAAUGAGAAUAUUUUCAUGAUGGCACUGAGAGAAAGGACUAAUGCGAAAAUUUUUACCCAGAAGAUACUGUUUUUGUUGAACCGUGAAGAGGAUCCAGUGAGGAUCUUUGAUCAUCAGCCGGCUCCGAUGCACUCGGUGUUGAAGCUGUUUAUUGAUAUUUUUUCCAUGGAGGUCACUGCGAAUUUGUUUUAUACUAAUGAUAUCAAGGUGUUGAUUGAUAUUGUGCUCAGACAGCUGUUUGACAUUCCACCAGGAGAUAAGCGACGACUUUACUUAGAACUAUGCAGACGUGUUUUACGAACGACAGGUUACGACGAUCAUCGACAUCGCUCAGAAGACCUGCUGAAAUGCUUCACCCGAAUAUUCUGCGAAGAAGGCCCUGAGAGUCAAGGUGAUCAGAAACUAAUACGUGAAAUUAGUAAUGAAUUUCCUAGUCUAUUUAAAAUGUGA